Molecule: messenger RNA, 330 nt
Organism: Enterobius vermicularis (human pinworm)
Lineage: Eukaryota; Metazoa; Nematoda; Chromadorea; Rhabditida; Oxyuridae
Source: the annotation of a GenBank genome assembly
AUGAUUUUAUUCUUAAUUUUUAUACUCUGCCUAGGCGGUACGACUGCACAAAAUGCUGCGGAUGAAGAGUUCAGCCCAUAUGUCUAUACGCACUCUCAGUUACCUUUCAAAAAUAAAAAUUAUGCCAGAAGAUGGUACGGCUGGGAUCUUGCGUACAUCCAAAGUCCUCUACUGGCACCAGCAAAACCGUCAAAAAAAUAUAUACCAAACCCGCUUCCGUUAAUCCAGCCGUUGAUAGUCAAGUGGAGCGACUUGAAAAAUGUUGAAGUUAAUCAAGAAAAUACAUGGAACUUUGAUAAAAGAAUUGACUCUAAAGUGUGGUGGCCUUAA